CCCCGGAGGCCCGCCGCAGCCUACUCCACCGCGUCACCGGCUCCCCGAGAUGACCACAACAUGGCUGCGGCGCCGGGGCUGCUCUUCUGGCUGUUCGUGCUCUGUCCGACCUGGCGAGUGCGGGGCCAACCGGACCCAAGCACCGGCCGGCGCUUCUCGAAGCACAAACUCUGUGCAGAUGACGAAUGCAGCAUGUUAAUGUAUCGAGGUGAAGCUCUUGAAGAUUUCAGAGGCCCAGAUUGUCGUUUUGUGAAUUUUAAAAAAGGUGACCCUGUAUAUGUCUACUAUAAACUUGCAGAGGUAUCACCAGAAUGUUGGGCCGGAAGCGUUGGCCAUAGUUUUGGAUACUUUCCAAAAGAUUUCAUCAAGGUAGCUUGUGAAUAUACUAAAGUAGAGCUACAAAUUCCAACAAAUGAGACAGAUUUUGUCUGUUUUGAUGGUGGAAGAGAUGAUUUUGAUAAUUAUAAUGUAGAAGAACUUCUAGGAUUUUUGGAAUUGUAUGAUUCUGCAAAUGAAGAUUCUGAGAAAGCUAUAGAAAAAGUGGAACAAUUUCCUGAAGUCUCCCAGGACGUUGAACCUGAACCUAAACCAGUAGUAGCAAACUCAGAGCAAAUUGAAAGUGCAUUCUCAGAAAACACUAUGGAUCUUGAGGAACAAUUUUUGGCUCAGAAGAACCAUCCUCAUGCAUAUAGUCAAACAGAUAAUGCUCAGGGUGAACAAACUUCAUUUGAACCUUUUGAAGAAAUACUACCAGAUAAAUUGAAAGUGCCAGAAAGUGAAACCAACAAAACCAGCAAUAGUUCUCAGGUCUCAAAUGAACAGGAGAAGACUGAUGCUUAUAAGCUUUUGAAAAAAGAAAUGACAUUAGACUUGAAAACCAAAUUUGGCUCUACUGCUGAUACACUUGUGACUGAUGAUGAGAUGACCAGACUGGUGACUUCACUAGAAGAUGAUUUUGAUGAUGAGGAAUUGGAUGCUGAUUAUUAUGCAUUUGAUAAGGAAGAAGAGGAGAAUGAGGAAAGCUUUGGGGAGCUCCCGUUACUAACCUUUAUAAGUGAAGAAGACGUGAAAUUCCCAGUGGAGUUUGGAGUGCAGAAAUAUUCAAUAGGUGAAGAGCAGAAUUCAAAUGAAGAAGAUAAGGUUGAGGUAACUCUGCCCCCGGGCAUCAAGGAUGAUGAUAAAAAUAUACUGACAACCUUGGAGGAUACUUUAUUUAUUGGCACAGGUGGUGAUGAGAAAACAGAUAUGAUGGAUUUGGAGAAUUCUUAUUCAGAAGAAGAAAAAGAAAAUGAGGAAGCUUUAGUCCCAGAUAGAAAACAGAAGAAACCACAAGCAGCAACAGAUUAUAUUUAUCCUGAAAGUGCAGAAUAUGGUCUUUUUGUGGAAACCUCUAAGAUAGAUAAUGAUGAAGAGCCAAAAGUGGACAUCGAACUUCAUAUUAAAGGAAAAGAGACAGAUGUUCAGGAGCCUAAGAAGCACCUGAUGCAAGAUGUUUCAGAAUUAGAGGAUGAGAAGGUAGAAGGGAUGAUUGCAUAUACUUCUCCCCAAAGCAAUAAGCUCAGCUCAUUGCUAGCUGUUGAAAAGGACAAGGACACAUUAAAAUCAGCCUUUGAAAACAAAGAGGAUGACCUAAAAGAAGCAGUUAUCCAUACCUCAAAAGACUCAAAAGAAGUGAAUGAAGAAAUGUCUUCAUCUGGAGAGAAGAUUUUGGAAGAUAGCUUAGAGAAUAAAUCUCUACAUAAAACUGUAGGGAGUCUGAUGACCCAAGAACAGAGUAAACCACCAGAAUCCUUGGGUAUUACAACAUUCCUGGGAGAUAAUCAAAAUGAUGCAUCCAAAGAUGGAAUGGAAGAGCCAGGUUCAGUAAAUACACCAACCCUGCACAUAGACUCAGGGGAGCAUCAACCUCAGGAAAUUAAAGAGGGACUAGUUCUGAAAACUGAAAAUCAAUCUGGAUUCUCCUCUCCAGAUGGAAUUGGUUUGUUAAGAGAACCGGAAGAAGAGGUCCCCAGUCCCAGAAAAAAUCUUUCUUGGCAACAAGAAAGAGAUGUGGUUGUUACAGUUAGUCAAGUAAAUGAGAAGAUAGGGCUUUCCAAGGAUGAGGGUAAAGAGCAGUCCUCGGCUGAAGAAUUGAUUCAGCCUAAGGCAACACAGGGGACACAGGAAAUAAAAAAAACAGAGCAAACUGACGAGGUAGAAGUACCAGGUCUCCAUACCGAAAGGACAGCAGCAGUAGAGGAGGAUUAUUAUCCCCCUGAAGAGCUACUAGAGGAUGAAAAUGCUGUAAGUGCAAAACAGUCAAAAGAAAAACAUUCUGGGAUUCAGAAUGUUAACCAGCACGUUCUUGAGAAAGCAAUUUUAGAGACUAUCAAUCCUGAUCUAGAAACCAAAGAAAACAAACAAAAAAUGAAUAUAAUUUGGAAGAUUUUUAAGAAAACUGAAACCACAUCCAAAAGGGUAGACAUGAUGGACAAGGAACGAGGUGAUAUGGAAAUGGGAAAGGAGGAAAGUCCUCUGGCAGAUGAGGAAGCCCAGGGACUCUUUGACGGAAGUGACGAAGAAAACACUCAGACUUCAGGGAUAAGUGAAGUAUUUCAGGGUAAAGCUUCUGACGAUCUUGAAAAAGACAACCCUAAGGAACAUCUGAACACUUUAGGGUCUACAGAAAAGGCUACUGGAAAAGAAAUCUCAAAAGAGGACCUUGAGGACGUAGGGCAUAUCACCGAUGCAAAAAGCCAGGGUCCUGCUUCUGCAGACCUUGAAGAUGAAAUAUUCCCACAGAGUCCACAUAUAGCCCUAAAGUCAGAGCUUAGCGAUCAGGAGGAAGACUUGCCCAUAAUCCGCAGCUUCUUUACAGAACAAAAGUCCUUGCAACGCUUCCUGAAGUACUUUGAUGUCCAAGAACUGGAAGCCAUGUUGCAAGAAAUGUCAUUAAAGCUGAAGUCAGCACAGCAGGAGAGCCUGCCCUAUAACGUGGAAAAAGUUCUAGAUAAGGUCUUCCGUGCCUCUGAGUCACACAUUUUGAGCGUAGCAGAGCAAAUGCUUGAUAAUCGUGUGAAUGAUAAUAGAGACAUAGGAAUAAAGGAAAGUAACAUAUUUGAAGAGGCUGCAGUGCUUGAUGAUAUCCAAGACUUGAUCUAUUUUGUGAGGUACAAGCACUCCACAGUGGAGGAGACUGCUCCAUUGAUAACAGCGCCUCCUCUAGAGGAAAUCUUGGCUGAAGCUGAAGAGAUGCAGCCACCCCAUGAAGAUGAUUUUCCUGAAGAGAACACAAAUCUUCAUGAAGAGUCUCUCCUCCUGAGUCUUCAUUUUAAUGUGAACCAUCCUGAAGAGCCCAGCCUCUUGAGUCAACCUGUGACUGAGGAGGACAUGGGUGUCUCAGAAGUGUCUCAGAUCCCAAUUACUGAGAAAGUAUACCCAGUUUUAGAGCUACUUAUAACAGAAGAUACUCCUGUUGAUGCUGCUGAUACAGAAAACCAUCUAGAGAUAAAGGUGGAAGAGCCAGCAGAUGCCACCCUUUUGGACAACAUACUUUUCUUGUUAUAUUCAUUCUUGCUUUAUUUCUCUAAGACG
Molecule: messenger RNA, 3573 nt
Organism: Marmota monax (woodchuck)
Lineage: Eukaryota; Metazoa; Chordata; Mammalia; Rodentia; Sciuridae
Product: transport and Golgi organization protein 1 homolog
Biological process (GO): protein secretion; endoplasmic reticulum to Golgi vesicle-mediated transport; vesicle cargo loading
Cellular component (GO): endoplasmic reticulum membrane; endoplasmic reticulum exit site
Molecular function (GO): protein binding
Source: RefSeq, a predicted model, not a curated record